CCUACGCUCUCUCUCCGUCUGGGUAUCACAACGUUUCAUCUCUGCGACGACGCUUCCUUUAUCAAUGGCGAAUUCAAACUCAUACCUUACCACGCCCACUAAAACCCCAUCUUCUAGAAGAAACAAUCAGUCUCAAUCGAAGAUGCAAUCUCACUCCCAGUCCCAGGAUCCGGCCGCUUCCGAGACUAGGUCACGAUUCGAAGCCUACAGUCGUCUCCAAGCAGCCGCCGUCGCCUUCGGCGAGAAGCUCCCGAUACCGGAGAUCGUAGCCAUCGGCGGUCAAUCAGACGGCAAAAGCUCUCUCCUCGAAGCUCUCCUAGGGUUCCGAUUCAACGUCCGCGAGGUCGAAAUGGGAACGCGCCGUCCUCUGAUUCUCCAGAUGGUUCACGAUGUAUCAGCGUUAGAGCCACGGUGUAGAUUUCAGGAUGAAGAUUCUGAAGAGUAUGGAAGUCCGAUUGUUUCGGCAACGGCAGUGGCGGAUGUGAUUAGGUCAAGAACGGAGGCGCUUUUGAGGAAGACUAAGACGGCUGUUUCGCCCAAGCCGAUUGUGAUGAGAGCUGAGUAUGCUCAUUCUCCCAAUCUCACUAUCAUCGACACCCCUGGCUUUGUUCUUAAGGCGAAGAAAGGAGAGCCUGAGACCACACCUGAUGAAAUUCUAUCGAUGGUCAAGACACUGGCUUCUCCUCCGCAUCGUAUCCUCUUGUUCCUUCAGCAGAGUAGUGUGGAGUGGUGCUCUUCUUUGUGGUUGGAUGCUGUUCGUGAGAUUGAUUCAAGCUUCCGGAGGACAAUUGUCGUUGUCUCCAAGUUUGAUAAUCGACUCAAGGAGUUUGAUGAUCGCAGCGAAGUUGAUCGUUACCUCAGUGCUAGUGGGUACCUUGGGGAGAACACUCGUCCUUACUAUGUGGCAUUGCCUAAAGACAGGAGCACUGUCUCAAAUGAUGAGUUUCGUAGACAGAUAUCUCAGGUGGACACUGAAGUUAUAAGGCAUUUACGAGAGGGAGUCAAGGGAGGAUUUGAUGAGGAGAAAUUUCGUUCUCAUAUUGGUUUCGGGUCGUUAAGAAAUUUCCUAGAGUCUGAGCUUCAGAAGAGGUACAAGGACGCUGCUCCAGCAACACUAGCUUUGCUUGAACAGCGCUGCUCUGAGGUGACUGAUGAUAUGCUGAGAAUGGAUAUGAAGAUUCAAGCUACUUCUGAUGUCGCUCAUCUUAGGAAAGCAGCAAUGUUGUAUACGGCUUCUAUUAGCAAUCACGUGGGAGCAUUGAUUGAUGGAGCUGCAAAUCCAGCACCUGAGCAGUGGGGGAAAACAACUGAAGAAGAACGUAGAGAGAGUGGCAUUGGGAGCUGGCCAGGCGUGUGUCUGGAUAUUAAGCCGCCUAAUGCUGUUCUUAGCCUCUAUGGAGGAGCUGCUUUUGAAAGAGUGAUUCAUGAGUUUCGUUGUGCGGCUUACUCAAUCGAGUGCCCUCCAGUGUCAAGAGAGAAGGUAGCUAACAUUCUGCUAGCUCAUGCUGGGCGUGGAGGUGGUAGAGGAGUUACAGAAGCUUCAGCAGAAAUUGCUAGAACCGCAGCACGGUCAUGGCUCGCUCCUCUUCUGGACACAGCCUGUGACAGGCUUGCCUUUGUGUUAGGAAGUCUCUUUGAAAUUGCUCUCGAAAGAAACCUGAACCAAAACUCAGAAUCAGACGAGAAGAAAGCUGAAAAUAUGGAUGGGUACGUUGGUUUUCAUGCUGCUCUACGGAACUGUUACAAUCGUUUUGUCAAGAACCUUGCGAAACAGUGUAAGCAACUAGUUAGACACCAUCUUGAUUCAGUGACCAGCCCAUACUCCAUGGCAUGCUAUGAGAUGGACUACCACCAAGGAGGAGCUUUUGGCUCUUAUUACAAACCUAACCAAGCCUCAGGUAGUGGUUCGUUUUGCUUCGAGCUCUCUGAUACAGGGCGUGAUGAGCCAAUGAAAGAUCAAGAAAACAUUCCUCCUGAGAAGAGUAAGGCCCAGGAGACAACACCAGGAAAGGGAGGAGAAACCCACAUAACAGUCCCUGAGACGCCAUCACCAGACCAGCCAUGUGAGAUAGGGUAUGGUUUGAUAAAGAAAGAGAUUGGCAAUGGUCAUCAUCAUGAUGGUGGUGGAGCCAGAAAAAGAGUGGCGAGAAUGGGAGGAAGCAGGAACAUAGAGCCGCUUAGGAUUCAGAACGGAGGAGGUGGGCUUCUGUUUGGUAACACGGAUGACGGAAUGAAAUCAAGCUCUGCUUACAGUGAGAUAUGUUCAUCAGCUGCACAACAUUUUGCUAGAAUACGUGAAGUACUUGUGGAAAGAAGCGUAACGUCGACUCUAAACUCAGGGUUUCUAACUCCUUGCCGAGACAGGCUAGUGGUUGCACUUGGAGUGGAUCUGUUUGCAGUGAAUGAUGAGAAGUUCAUGGACAUGUUCGUUGCACCUGGAGCUAUUGAUGUACUGCAAAACGAACGUCAACAGCUUCAGAAACGUCAGAAGAUUCUUCAGUCUUGCUUGACUGAAUUCAAAACCGUGUCUCGUUCUUUGUAAUAGGAAAUGAGAAUGAUCAUUGUCCUUAAUGAUGUUUCUAUUCACUGUAACAGGGGAAUAUUGUCUUGUGGCUAUACGUUGUUUCAUGACUAAACCAAGAAAAUUGAUCUUGUUUUA
Molecule: messenger RNA, 2659 nt
Organism: Raphanus sativus (radish)
Lineage: Eukaryota; Viridiplantae; Streptophyta; Magnoliopsida; Brassicales; Brassicaceae
Product: dynamin-related protein 5A
Exons: 8
Coding region: 65-2542 (825 amino acids)
Cellular component (GO): cytoplasm; microtubule; membrane
Molecular function (GO): GTP binding; microtubule binding; GTPase activity
Source: RefSeq, a predicted model, not a curated record